Zophobas morio is the source of this 2482-nucleotide messenger RNA. RefSeq names its product Iodotyrosine deiodinase (gene Iyd). The coding region runs from base 144 to 1019 and encodes 291 amino acids. The transcript has 3 exons. The record is from RefSeq and is a predicted model, not a curated record. Gene Ontology annotation, cellular component: plasma membrane. NCBI's taxonomy places the organism in Eukaryota, Metazoa, Arthropoda, Insecta, Coleoptera, Tenebrionidae. Gene Ontology annotation, molecular function: oxidoreductase activity.
ACUCAAUGCGUAACAAGACUUGUUUAAAUUGGAUACGUUAUAAUUCCUCUACACAGUUUCAACAGUGAUAUUGCAAUAAUUGGGGUCACCAACUUACUUUCUGUUCAGAUAACACAGAACAAGUUAUUUCAUAGUGGAUCAAGAUGUUUUUUGAGUUGUACUGGCAAUAUUUUGUUACUGGGUUAGUUUUAUAUGGCGUAGCGCGAAUAAUUUACGCCUAUAUUGGAAAAAAAGGAACCGUUUCUUAUGGUAAACAAAAGAAGGAUGAUGAGUUCAAAACUCCCGAUCAAAUUGCUGAAGUUGCAAAUGAAGUAUCCGAUGAAUCAGACGAAGACAUUACACCUGCCCUUCCUAGUAACUUACCACAUAUUCCGUUAAACUACAAGAAAUUUCCUGCUGACGAAACACUACGUAGAGCUAAGGAAUUUUAUGAACUCAUGAAUCAACGUCGCACUGUUCGCAGUUUUAGUUCCGAAGCUGUUCCCAUGGACGUGAUUAAAAAUAUCAUUAAAACAGCUGGAACUGCUCCAAGCGGUGCACAUACGGAACCAUGGACUUAUGCUGUUGUUACUUCACUUGAAAUGAAACAAAAAAUUAGAGAAAUAAUCGAGGAAGAAGAAGAAAUUAACUAUAAAAAAAGAAUGGGAAAAGUGUGGACAACAGAUCUUAAACCAUUUAAAACAAACUGGGUCAAAGAAUAUUUGACAGAAGCUCCAUGUUUAAUUUUGGUUUUUAAACAAAUGUAUAGCUUCAGAGCAGAUCAAAAGAAAAAACUUCAUUACUACAACGAGCAAAGUGUUUCAAUUGCGACUGGUAUCUUACUAACGGCCGUCCAUUAUGCAGGUUUGGUUUCGUUGACAUCAACUCCACUUAACUGUGGUCCAGCAAUUCGUACUCUCUUGGGCAGACCUUCUUCUGAAAAGCUGACUUUAUUACUUCCUGUGGGUUACCCUUCAAAAGACUGUCUAGUUCCAGAUCUAGAAAGAAAACCACUUGAAGAAAUAAUGGUAGAAUUUUAAACCUAACUUGUUUUUAUCGUACACUGAGUUAUAUUAGUGUUAAAAUUAAAUUUUCAUUAAUAGUGCAAUAUGGAUAAUUAUGUUGUAUUUAACCACGACUUCUACAUGUACAGUGCUAACAAGGUGACGUGCUCAAUUUAUAAAACCAAAGCUGACUAAAGAUAUAUAAUAACAGCCUUCUUUGACUAAUUAAAUAAUGAUUGUUCAAAUUAAAAAAUAUCCUCGUAUGCCGUAAUUGUGAUUUAUAAAAAUUUAAGCACUUUCCGAAUAAGCAACUACUUUUUCUAAUAAUCAAUACUCAAACCAGUUUUUUUACGGGAACCAUAACAAAAAAUAUGCAUCGGUUUUUAUUAUGUGCCCUCAAACGGACUCAUUUAAGUCGGACUUAAUCCAAAAAAUAGUUAUUUUUCGGACUAGUACCUAAAACACAGUUUUUGCAGACUAAUCGUUGCUGUUUUUGGGAGCUUAACUAAAAAAUAUUUGUAACACAUAUUAAACAUACGUAAAAGACUUUCUCUAGACUUGGCUACGCACCGUUCGUAAACAGCAACGAUUCGUCCACAAAAACUGUAUUUUAGGUACUUGUAACAAAUGUUUUUUUUUGGCCUCGUUUCAGAAGUACUUGAAAUUGUUUUCUAUUAGGCUAUGGUGAGCUCAUGUUAGUUAGUCAGUGGCGGAUGCGACCAUUUGGAAAGCCGGGCGCCGGUAAUCGUGGUGCCCGAAUCUCAUUUUGUCGUUUUAAAUUAAGUAAAAUUAGUAAAAAAACGUCAUUCAGCGAUCCAAAUUUUCCCCACUGGGGUUAGUAGGUACCAUCUGUCGCUGUAGGUAUAUAGUAGAGGGGUUUUGUUGGGUUGAAAAAUGCCAUAUCCUCAAGGGUUCAUGUUACACCAAUUUCAACUUGGUACACUUCGUACAUCCACUAUACCAAAUGUAUAUAGCAGCCAAAAUUUUUUUGCAAAUAUUUUUGUAAGUUUAAAAAAUUACAUGUACUCGUAUAUGUAUAUUUGGCCUGUUAUUAAAUAGAGGUAUAAAAAUAGGAGAAAAAAAAAGUAAUAUGCUAUAAUUUUAAUAUUUCCAAUAUUGCAACCCAGUUGAAAGGCUAUAAGACUUUAAAAAACUCAUUUUUUUUCGAAGUAUAUAAUCAUACACUCUCUGUUAGCUUGUAGUAAUUUUUAAAUACAUUCUGUUAUUAUUGUUUCUGCAAUUCUUCACUGAUGAUGAUACUGUGUAGUUGUGUACAUUAUUUGUUUUUUAUACAUUUAUGUAAAUGGGUAUAUUACGUUUCUUAGGAAAUUGUAAAAAAUAUUUGGUAACUCGAAUCGCUUUCAAUUUGGACAUGAGAGCCUGAAAUGUCGGGCAAGUGUGUCUUAUGUAAGUGUAUGUAUGUAAGUUUUUAUAGGAUAUUUAAAGUCCUGCAUAUUAAUUUCGCAUAUAAUUACUAAUUACAACUAUGUACAAUCUUA